Molecule: messenger RNA, 704 nt
Organism: Mesitornis unicolor (brown roatelo)
Lineage: Eukaryota; Metazoa; Chordata; Aves; Mesitornithiformes; Mesitornithidae
Product: lysine-specific demethylase 5C-like
Exons: 5
Biological process (GO): chromatin remodeling
Cellular component (GO): nucleus
Molecular function (GO): histone demethylase activity
Source: RefSeq, a predicted model, not a curated record
GGUCAAGCCCAUGAUGGGUUUUCGGGUGCCCUGAUCCCUCAGGGGGGUGAGCCCAAAACGUGGUACGGGGUCCCCUCUUUCGCCGCCGAGCACCUGGAGGAGGUGAUGAAGAAGCUGACGCCCGAACUUUUCGAGAGCCAACCCGACCUCCUCCACCAACUCGUCACCCUCAUGAACCCCAACACCCUCAUGGCCCACGGCGUUCCCGUGGUGCGGACGAACCAGUGCGCCGGGGAAUUCGUCAUCACCUUCCCCCGGGCCUACCACAGCGGCUUCAACCAAGGCUACAACUUCGCCGAGGCCGUCAACUUCUGCACUGCUGAUUGGCUCCCUGCCGGCCGCCAAUGCAUCGAGCACUACCGCCGCCUGCGCCGCUACUGCGUCUUCUCCCACGAGGAGCUGAUCUGCAAGAUGGCUGCCUGCCCCGAAAAGCUGGACCUCAACCUCGCCGCCGCCGUCCACAAGGAGAUGUUCGUCCUGGUGCAGGAGGAGCGCAAGCUGCGCAAGGCGCUGCUGGAAAAGGGCAUCACGGAGGCGGAGCGGGAGGCGUUCGAGCUGCUGCCGGACGACGAGCGGCAGUGCGACAAGUGCAAGACGACGUGUUUCCUGUCGGCCCUCGCCUGCUACGACUGCCCCCAGCGCCUCGUCUGCCUCUACCACAUGGACGACCUCUGCAAGUGCCCCCGCAGCAAGCAGUACCUCAG